AUGGUCGCGUCGCUGUCGAACCCGUGGCCACCGAGGCCCAUUCGCCGCUCCAUCUUCUUCUGGAGCUCCACCGCGUCCGUCUGCGUCGACUACGUCCCUGGAUCGACGAGGAGGACCACCAGCAUCUUCGCCAACUUCGUCUUCUUCCUUGGAUCACCGUCGCCCUUCGCCGUCGAUCCGGCCGAACCCCUGCGCUCCUAA
This is a messenger RNA of Triticum turgidum subsp. durum (durum wheat), 201 nucleotides long. NCBI's taxonomy places the organism in Eukaryota, Viridiplantae, Streptophyta, Magnoliopsida, Poales, Poaceae. The record is from the annotation of a GenBank genome assembly.